Molecule: messenger RNA, 1105 nt
Organism: Tuber aestivum (summer truffle)
Lineage: Eukaryota; Fungi; Ascomycota; Pezizomycetes; Pezizales; Tuberaceae
Source: the annotation of a GenBank genome assembly
AUACCAACCAUCCCUUCCAGUCUUCCCACUCACCUCGCACCAACCCUCACAGAUACACCACUGUCACCCCCUUGGUCCUCAGUACCUGCUUCACAACACAAUGGCGGACAAUGCUGAGAUGGACUUGGAUGAAGUCCCCCCUGUCGAGGAGAAUGAGCCAAGCUCCAAAGCGUCCUCUAAUCCCAAGACAGCCGCAGGAGCCUUUGCCGUCCGCUCAAUCGAAGGCUGGAUCGUUCUUGUGACCAAUGUCCACGAGGAAGCGAGUGAGGAGGAUCUUCAAGAUCGUUUCGGUGAAUUUGGCGACAUUCAAAAUCUUCACCUUAACUUGGAUCGAAGAACUGGUUACGUUAAAGUAUGAUUUAUACCCCUGUGUUGACCCGGAUUUAUACGGCUCCCGAAUAAUUGAUGAAGGGGAAUGUGAUUGCCAGGGAUACGCCUUGAUCGAAUUCUCCACACUUUCCGAAGCUCGCGAAGCGAUUGCCGGCACCAACAACACAAAGUUACUCGAGCAGACUAUAUACUCGGAUUUUGCCUUCGUUCGCCCACCACCCACUUCCCACAACAGUCGCGGCGGCGGAGGAGGUAGGCGGGGUGGGGGUGGUCGGGGAGGGUCGGGUCGUCCCAGGAGCAGGUCGCCGGGUGCGAAGGAUGAGGCGGCUCCAAGCAGGAGUUUGCAGGAUAGAAUUACCUCAUAAUAAAAGUUUGUUCUAGCUCCGAACAUUACAUGCUUGGAGCGGAGGGAAAACAACCGAACAUUGGCCAAAUCUGGUGUCUACGGCCCCUGUUGCGUUAUUAUCAUUAUUACUCCCGCUAUUUUUAUUAUGUCGGAGUUGGUAGGAGUUGGUAAGAACUCCCAGCCCAAUGGCCGGGGGGGCUGUAUUAAAUUUAUAAUGGGAGCAGAUGGAGAUUGGCUAGCGUUUCUGAAGCUAUACAGUAUUCGUACCGUGUUGUAUUAUUAGUGACCGUCUGCGGCAAUUUUGUGGUUGGGUUCAGUCGAGAUGCAUAUAGAAUUAACUCUGUGUGGGUAGGGCAUAACUGUUGACUCCCUCGACAUUCCAGUGCCAACAGAGUGCAGUGGCGUGGAGUGACGGAUAAUGGAUCACUG